This is a messenger RNA of Hemibagrus wyckioides, 2874 nucleotides long. Its product is annotated as ribonuclease P protein subunit p25-like protein. NCBI's taxonomy places the organism in Eukaryota, Metazoa, Chordata, Actinopteri, Siluriformes, Bagridae. Gene Ontology annotation, cellular component: ribonuclease MRP complex. Bases 834 to 1523 code for a protein of 229 amino acids. The record is from RefSeq and is a predicted model, not a curated record. The transcript has a single exon. Gene Ontology annotation, molecular function: RNA binding. Gene Ontology annotation, biological process: tRNA 5'-leader removal.
CCGCUCGCAUUUAUGUACCAGUGCUGCUCCUCUCUGCAUCUUUAAAAGAGACUGGAGUGCUGACUUUGUCACUUGAAAAACCCCUAAGAGAAUGCGGUGCAUGUCCCAACCAAGCCUGAACCUGCCAGAAGACUGAGAAAGAAAGCAAUAUUUCCAUCAGAGAUGCUGCUUCAUGGUUUCAAGCAAGGAGAAAAGAAGACAGGAGAGCAAGGAGGAGCAGAGGGCACUACAAGAGGAAAGUUACAUCUUGGUGAAAAUUUUGAUUGGGCGAACAUUUUUGCACGAAUGAAUCCUAAUACCUUGUAAUCAGCCUCCAGUUUCGAAGAACCACACAAGGGGAGCGUUUGCGAAGUUCACCGGAAGAUCACAUCACGAAAUUUUGUUCAUGGUAAAUCUUCAGGACUCUAAAGAAGAGGUAAUGUCUUUCGGUUUGCAGAUGCAGGACAUUCGCAGCAUUAUAUGAAGGUCUUGGAAAUCAUUUCUGCCUGAAUUUGCUGUUUGAUUUGUCCUUGUUUGUUAGAACUCUUUGACAAGCAGUUUUGGAUUGUCUUUUGGGGCAGCUAAUUGAUCGGGCGAUGUUUUAAUGUUUUACAACGCACACACAAAACUGCUCAUGAUUAAUUAAAUAAAAGUAAAUUAAGUGCAACUAGGAGAGAGAGAAAUUUUUGGGGUUUUUUUUUUUUUAGUCGAAACAUCAGCAAGCUAGGUGUAACUGAAAAAACAUCCGAAAUGCAGGAAUAAUUGCAGCAUGCUCCAAGUGUUUAAAGCUGGAAUUGUUUCAGAGACUCAGCUUGACUGGUUAAAGCUCCUGAGGAUACUGAAAAAGUGUGCUUAUGGAUCUGAGCAUCACGCAUGAUGAACAUGUACCCUUCCCGGGUGAGACGACUACCGGUCAGCACACCUCUGCAGCUCCUGUCCUGCCCUCUCACAGCCCAGUUCUGAAGCAGGGUCUUGCAGCCGGCUUUAAGAGGGUGUGUCGGACAGAGGAGGAUAGCCCGUGUCCGUUUCCGGGGCUGCUCCCAGGCGUCUUGGAGAUGCGCGUUAAAGAAGGCAGCAAGAUACGCAACCUGAUGGGCUUCGCAAUGGCGCGGAUGCAGUGCAAAGAGGGAAACGGCGAACAGGUCGGCCUGAGGCAGGUGGUGUUCACCGGGUCGGGCCGAGCAGUCACGAAAACCAUCACCUGUGUCGAGAUAAUGAAGAGGAAAGUGGGUGGACUCCAUCAGCUGACCAAACUGCGUUAUAAAGGUGUUCGGGAGGUGUGGGAGAGUCAGGAAGGAGGCGGCGCCAAAAUGACUGUUCACAGGACCGUGCCAUCUAUCAGUAUCCUUCUCUCCAAGGACCCACUGAACCCCCUUGAGCCGGGAUAUCAACCCCCUGAGAUGCAGAGCGCUCUCUGGGAGGAAAGACAAGAUAGCGAUGCGGUGUGUAGUGAUGCAGGAAAGAGGCAGUUUGACUACAGUGUCAUACAGAGUGAAACACAGUCAAAAAGAUUCUGCCCUCAAGGUGGAAUCUCAGGAAAUUAACCAUUCUGGUUAAUGGGGAGAGCAGAACCACUUGCUGAGACUGCAAAGCUUUUGCAGAGGAAAUCUGAAGGCUAGUUUGUUGCACAGUUUCUGCUCUUGACUCAGAUAGUAAAUGGAAAUCAAGCCUUCAGCUGGACUGAAUGAAAUGAUUCAUCCGAUCAUUUCUAUUAACGUAUAUAUAUAUAUGUUCACUUGCACAUUUUGCCACUGUAUGGUGCCACUUUCUCCAUUUCUCACUGCUGGGGCUUAAUGUUUCCACGGAUGUGAUUAGUGCGAAAAGUCGUCUCCUCUGUAAUUAGCACGAACUCUUUUGCAUAAAAGUGCACCGUUGUUCUCGUCAGCAGACGGGGAGAGGAUUCACCAUUAUAUUUAAAUAAACAAAUAAACGCUUACAGGUAUAACGUCACCUGUAACACUGUAACACUGUAAAUGCACCGCAGACAAAUAACAAAUACUGUGUUAAAUGAAGAAAAGAAUCAUUUGUUUCCAUGAAGAUAAUAAAUUAUGAAGACAUGCAAAUAAAUUCCAGUUUGGCGGGAAAACAAAAAUAAAGAUUUCUUUGUGUUUUUUUAUGCAUAGAUUUAAUGAUCUAUCGAUCCCAACUUUAUGACGAAGGCUAAACGAAGGGUAAUAGAAAACUGAACAAAAAUAUAUAGGAGUAAUAUUAAUAUAAUGUAAAUAAAAGAAUCUUACUGUCCACACUUAUUACCCAAUCUCACUGACUAAACCAGAUCGGAUUCUUGAUCAGUAUUAAAUAUAAAAGUUUCCUGGGGCAGAUCAAAGCCUACAUGCUCUCAGAACUGCCUUUGCUGCAGUGGUUAUAGAUACAGGGUGUUAAGAUAGGACAUCCAUCAUUAUAGGACAAAGAUGACAGCGUGUCUACGGGGCAUCUCAUCCGAGUGAAGUUCUUGAACCACGAGUGACUUUAUAAUACAUUUUCGAAAUGUAACCUGAGGAUAUUUCUUAUGAUCGUAAUGAAAAUCUCUGAGGCUUGAAGAUCACUUAAUGCAUUUAAUUUAUCGCUCACACCCAUGUAAUGGAUUUGUAUAAUACGUCGCAACGAGAUCCAAUUUUGCAGCGUACUCGCAGUCUCAUUAUAGGGUUGCCUUGGCCUGUGGAUGAAAUACAAAGCAAUUCUUGGAAACACUGAGUGGUAUUUGAGUGGUCUUUAAUGGUUUCCUGAGGUUCUAUUGUCUUCAGUAGACAUACAAUUAACCUCCCUGUUCAGUUCGGGGGGAGACGAAAGAAAAGUGCUCGGCUGAGCCAAAGGGUUAGGAAUGUGAAGUGAUUGCAGUUGCUAAAGAACUCAAAUGGAACAAACUUUAGAGUUGUGAGGACGGGCUAAAGGUUA